Messenger RNA from Dovyalis caffra, 3252 nucleotides. Lineage: Eukaryota; Viridiplantae; Streptophyta; Magnoliopsida; Malpighiales; Salicaceae. The record is from the annotation of a GenBank genome assembly.
AUGUGUAAUAACAGAAUUGAAUGCUUGAACAAAACUGAUAAUCCUGUUGAUAAUCAGCAAGCUCUUUACUUUAUGGAUACGCCAAUGUCUACCACUAAUUCCACAGCUGGUUCCAACCCUGGUUCGAAUGAUGAUACCCCACGUGUUAAAUUAUUGUGUAGUUUCUUAGGUAGCAUAAUGCCUCGACCCCAAGAUGGGAAAUUGCGGUAUGUGGGUGGAGAGACGCGGAUUGUGAGUUUGCCUAGGGAUAUCAGUUAUGAGGAGUUGAUGAGUAAAAUGAGAGAGCUUUAUGAUGGGGCAACGGUGUUGAAGUAUCAACAGCCUGAUGAGGAUCUUGAUGCAUUAGUGUCGGUUGUGAAUGAUGAUGAUGUGAUUAACAUGAUGGAGGAAUAUGAGAAAUUGAGUUCUGGGGAUGGUUUCACAAGGCUUAGGAUUUUUCUGUUUUCGAAUACAGACCAAGAUGGUUCAGUGCACUAUCUUGAUGGGGAUGGAAGGGAGAGUGAAAGGAGGUACGUGGAUGCACUGAAUAAUUUGAAUGAUGGGCCUGAUUUUAGAAGGCAGCAUCCUGAUUCCCCUUUAAUUGGUCCAGUUGAUGAUGUCCAUUUACAAGAACAGUUUUUUAAUGGAAUGAGUCUUGAAGGUGGUCUCUUUAGCCAAAGGAGUGGUGAGAUGCCAAUAUCACAGCACAACUUGCAUCAUGUUGCUAUUGCUCCAAGAUAUAAUGAAAUGGAGGGUCCAUGGAGUCCUGCAUAUUAUUCUCCUAGGCAUCAUGGCCCCCAUGAUCCAAGACCAUUAUCAGAGUUUCCAAAUUCGCCUCCUUCUGCACGGUACCGUAUGCAGUUUGGGGAAUUACCCGAUAAAGGCAUGGAUAGAAUGCCUGAAGAAUAUGCCCGGUCACAGCUAAAUCAGCAUCCCCCUUAUGACCACCAGCCACAGUAUUGCGAAAAUGUAGUAUGGAUGCCUGCUGGAGCAGGGGCUUUCCCAAGAAAUCAACUGCAUUUGGAGCAACCCAGCAUGGGAAAUGGACUUCCUCAGGUUGCUAAUCCAGUUGCUGAUGGUCCCCCGAACAAGGAGACUUUCAUGCUAAGUGCAGAUGCGAAGGUGCACCACCCAGUGUAUCCCAGAGAGCAGAACGAUCCCCGAGCUGUGUACAAUGAGACUCAAGGCCACGAAAGAGGAUGGAUUGUGCAGCAUCAGUUGAGUCCCCGUGCUGAUGAAGCCCGAACACAUAUCUCUGGAGCCGCAAGAUUCAAUGAUCACUACAUUGUAGAUGGUCCUGGCAUGAAUUAUGCCCUUGGGCAUGGUAAUUUGGUGGAUGGCCAUCAUAUGUGCACACAUCAUCGGCCUGGACCUGAAUUGGGUAAUGAUGUGUUUCAUGAGCAAGCUGUGGCUGCUGUACACAACCUACACGUUUCACCUCCUGAAGAACGUGCAGUACGAUAUGGGAAUUUUCCUUAUGCAUAUGGGCCAGAGAAUCUUCAUCCAUUACCACAUGGACAUGCACAUCCACAGACUUUAUGGAGAAAUGCUCAAAAUCCAGUGCAUGGCACUCCUUAUGAAGCAUCCAGUGCAGCUCCACAGGUGAAUGGUACUGUUAAUUCAUCAUUUCUUAGGGGUACUGCAGACAGUAGUCAAAGGAGUGGCAUUGGCGCAGACAGUCAGCAACCUUGGGUUGAGUCCUCACAGAAAAUGCUGGUUGUUGAUGGGACAACUCCCUUGGAAUAUUCUUAUGGUCACACGUUGAAGUUGAAUCCAAAUACUUAUGGAAUAGAAAAUAAGCAGUCUUUUGCUCCAGAACCCGUUCGACCACCACUUCUGCAUGAAAUGCUGAACUUAUCUGCAAAUACAACUACUUCUGGUUACAAUCCAGAAUUAAGUAAUAACAAUGUUAGUGAAGCAUCAAAAGUGGAGGGAAAAGUCGUCCUUGGCAUAGAAAACCAAGCAAAUUGUGUAGGGAAGGUGGAAAACUUGGAUGUGCUAAACGCAUCUUGCCUGGAGCAGGACCUGAUUGCUGAUAUGCAUGGCCAGGCAGCAUUUCCUGUGUCUGUCAAUUCCAAUUUCUUGAGGUUAGCUGAAGAAAGUGGUAACACAGUGAAAGCUGGAGAAAAAGAUCCUGCUGCUGUUCUUGGAGAUUCAAACCUGUCAGUUAGCCGUAUGAGUUUCUUACCUGAUUUAAUUGCUUCUGUAAAGAAGGCAGCAUUGGAAGAGGCUGAAGAAGUGAAAGCUAGAGUCGAAGAAAAUGCUGAUCCUGUGAAGAAUGAUUCAAUAUCAGGAGAAAUAGAUGAAAAGGAGCCUGAAGCUGUGAACACUCAUGAAGAAGCAGAGCUGAGCUCUGACAAUGACAACAUAAACAACAAUAAAAUUGAGUCUACAAAAGCUGAGGCUGAAGCUAUAGAAAGGGGACUGCAGACAAUAAUAAAUGAUGAUUUGGAGGAGAUUCGUGAAUUAGGCUCUGGAACAUAUGGAGCUGUAUUUCAUGGGAAAUGGAAGGGUUCUGAUGUGGCUAUAAAGAGAAUAAAGGCCAGCUGCUUUGCUGGGAGACCUUCUGAAAGAGAGCGUUUGAUUGCGGAUUUCUGGAAGGAGGCUUUGAUAUUGAGUUCAUUACACCAUCCUAAUGUUGUUUCUUUCUAUGGCAUUGUUCGUGAUGGCCCUGAUGGAUCUUUAGCAACUGUUACUGAGUUUAUGGUUAAUGGAUCUCUGAAACAGUUUUUGCAGAAGAAGGACAGAACCAUUGAUCGUCGCAAGAGACUCAUCAUAGCUAUGGAUGCUGCUUUUGGGAUGGAGUAUUUACAUGGGAAGAACAUUGUUCAUUUUGAUUUGAAAUGUGAGAACCUGCUAGUAAAUAUGAGAGAUCCGCAACGACCAGUUUGCAAGAUUGGUGAUCUGGGCUUGUCAAAGGUGAAACAACACACAUUAGUUUCAGGUGGUGUUCGUGGAACUUUGCCCUGGAUGGCACCUGAGCUUUUGAGUGGCAAAAACCACAUGGUAACAGAGAAGAUUGAUGUAUACUCAUUUGGGAUUGUUAUGUGGGAAUUGCUCACGGGAGAAGAACCUUAUGCUGACAUGCACUGUGCCUCCAUAAUUGGAGGAAUUGUGAACAACACAUUACGUCCUCAAAUUCCCACAUGGUGUGAUCCUGAGUGGAAGUCUUUGAUGGAAAGUUGUUGGGCCUCAGAUCCAACAGAGAGACCCUCAUUCUCAGACAUUUCUUUGAAACUGAGGAACAUGGCUGCUGCAAUCAAUGUGAAAUAA